Messenger RNA from Haliotis rufescens (red abalone), 4089 nucleotides. RefSeq names its product cyclin-dependent kinase 9-like. Gene Ontology annotation, biological process: protein phosphorylation. NCBI's taxonomy places the organism in Eukaryota, Metazoa, Mollusca, Gastropoda, Lepetellida, Haliotidae. Gene Ontology annotation, molecular function: cyclin-dependent protein serine/threonine kinase activity; ATP binding. Bases 75 to 1175 code for a protein of 366 amino acids. The transcript is spliced from 4 exons. The record is from RefSeq and is a predicted model, not a curated record. Gene Ontology annotation, cellular component: nucleus.
CCCGGAAGCGCAUGGCCAGGUGCCGGUCGGUGUGAACUGUCAAAUACGAAAUAAAUAUUUCUGCUUCAUUACAAAUGAGCAAAUACGAAGACUUAGUAUUCCCCUAUUGCGAAGAUGAAACAAAAUAUGAAAAACUUGCGAAAAUUGGACAGGGUACAUUCGGUGAGGUUUUUAAGGCCAAAGACAAAAAGACGAAACGACUUGUGGCCAUGAAGAAAGUGCUGAUGGAAAAUGAAAAAGAGGGAUUCCCAAUCACAGCCAUCAGAGAAAUCAAAAUCCUUCAACUUCUGAAGAAUGAGAAUGUGGUCAGUCUCAUUGAGAUCUGCCGGACAAAAGUAUCCCCCUACAACAGAUUCAAGAGUACAUUCUACCUUGUGUUUGAGUUCUGUGAACACGACCUUGCAGGCUUGUUGAGCAAUGCCAACGUCAAGUUCACCCUCGGUGAGGUCAAGAAGGUCAUGCAGCAGCUCCUCAACGGCCUCUACUUCAUCCACAGCAAUAAGAUCCUCCACCGCGACAUGAAGGCAGCCAACAUCCUCAUCACCAAAACUGGCAUCUUGAAGCUGACCGACUUCGGCCUCGCCAGAGCCUUCAGUGCCACUAAACCUGGCCAGCCCAACCGGUACACCAACAGGGUGGUCACGCUGUGGUACCGACCCCCGGAGCUGUUGCUCGGGGAGAGGAACUACGGUCCGGCCAUCGACAUGUGGGGAGCUGGUUGUAUCAUGGCGGAAAUGUGGACCCGGAGUCCGAUCAUGCAGGGGAACACAGAGCAACACCAGCUGUUGUUAAUUACCCAGCUAUGUGGGUCCAUCUCGCCCGAAGUCUGGCCAGGCGUGGAGAAGCUCGAGCUGUAUGAUAAGCUCGAGCUGCCAAAGACUCAGAAACGCAAGGUGAAGGAGAGGUUGAAGUCGUAUGUAAAGGAUCAAUAUGCCCUUGACCUUUUGGAUAAACUUAUGAACCUUGACCCCUCGAAGAGGAUUGAUAGCGAUACGUCUCUGAAUCACGACUUCUUUUGGAUGGACCCGAUGCCUGCGGACUUGAUGCCCAUGUUGUCGAGGCAUACAACAUCAAUGUUUGAGUAUCUGGCGCCGCCGAGACGCAGGGGGCCAAUUCCACAGCCACUGCCAAAUAAGCCUGUGGCUCAGACACAACACUUUGAGAGGAUAUUCUGAGAAAGGUGGACCAAGUGUUAUCUGGUGAUAGUUGGACCAAGUGUUAUCUGGUGAUAGGUGAACCAAGUGUUAUGUGGUGACAGGUGGACCAAGUGUUAUCUGGUGAUAGUUGGACCAAGUGUUAUCUGGUGAUAGGUGGACCAAGUGUUAUCUGGUGAUAGUUGGACCAAGUGUUAUCUGGUGAUAUUUGGACCAAGUGUUAUCUGAUGUUAGGUGGAUCAAGUGUUUUCUGAUGUUAGGUGGACCAAGUGUUAUCUGGUGAUAGUUGGACCAAGUGUUAUCUGGUGAUAGUUGGACCAAGUGUUAUGUGGUGAUAGUUGGACCAAGUGUUGUGUGGUGAUAGUUGGACCAAGUGUUAUGUGGUGAUAGUUGGACCAAGUGUUAUCUGGUGAUAGUUGGACCAAGUGUUAUGUGGUGAUAGUUGGACCAAGUGUUGUGUGGUGAUAGUUGGACCAAGUGUUAUCUGGUGAUAGUUGGACCAAGUGUUAUCUGGUGAUAUUUGGACCAAGUGUUAUCUGAUGUUAGGUGGAUCAAGUGUUUUCUGAUGUUAGGUGGACCGAGUGUUAUCUGGUGAUAGUUGGACCAAGUGUUAUCUGGUGAUAUUUGGACCAAGUGUUAUCUGAUGAUAGGUGGACCAAGUGUUAUCUGAUGAUAGGUGGACCAAGUGUUAUCCGAUGAUAGGUGGACCAAGUGUUAUCUGAUGAUAGAUGGACCAAGUGUUAUCUGGUGAUAGGUGGAACAAGUGUUAUGUGUGAUAGGUGGACCAAGUGUUAUCUGGUGAUAGGUGGACCAAGUGUUAUCUGAUGAUAAGUGGAGCAAGUGUUAUCUGAUGAAAGUGGAGCAAGUGUUAUCUGGUGAUAUUUGGACCAAGUGUUAUCUGGUGAUAGGUGGACUAAGUGUUAUGUGGUGAUAGGUGGACCAAGUGUUACCUGAUGAAAGUGGACCAAGUGUUAUCUGGUGAUAGGUGGAUCAAGUGUUAUCUGGUGAUAGGUGGACCAAGUGUUAUCUGAUGAAAGUGGACCAAGUGUUAUCUGGUGAUAGGUGGACCAAGUGUUAUCUGAUGAUAGGUGGACCAAGUGUUAUCUGAUGAAAGUGGAUCAAGUGUUAUCUGGUGAUAGGUGGACCAAGUGUUAUCUGAUGAAAGUGGACCAAGUGUUAUCUGAUGAUAGGUGGACCAAGUGUUAUCUGAUGAUAGGUGGAACAAGUGUUAUGUGGUGAUAGGUGGACCAAGUGUCAUCCGAUGAUAGGUGGACCAAUUGUUAUCUGAUGAUAAGUGGACCAAGUGUUAUCUGAUGAAAGUGGACCAAGUGUUAUCCGAUGAUAGGUGGACCAAAGGUUUUUCGCUUAUAUGCGGACCAAGUGUUAUCUGGUGAUAGGUGGACCAAGUGUUAUCUGAUGUUAGGUGGACCAAGUGUUAUCUGAUGACAAGUGGACCGAGUGUUAUCUGGUGAUAGGUGGACCAAGUGUUAUCUGAUGUUAGGUGGACCAAGUGUUAUCUGGUGAUAGGUGGACAAAGUGUUAUCCAAUGAUAGGUGGACAAAGUGUUAUCCAAUGAUAGGUGGACCAAGUGUUAUCUGGUGAUAGGUGGACAAAGUGUUAUUCGCUGAUAGGUGGACCAAGUGUUAUUCGCUGAUAGGUGGACCAAGUGUUAUCUGAUGUUAGGUGGACCAAGUGUUAUUCGCUGAUAGGUGGACCAAGUGUUAUUCGCUGGUAGGUGGACCAAGUGUUAUCUGGUGAUAGGUUGACAAGUGUUAUCUGGUGAUAGGUGGACCAAGUGUUAUCUGAUGUUAGGUGGACAAAGUGUUAUUCGCUGAUAGGUGGACCAAGUGUUAUCUGGUGAUAGGUGGACCAAGUGUUAUCUGAUGAAAGUGGACCAAGUGUUAUCUGAUGAUAGGUGGACCAAGUGUUAUCUGAUGAUAAGUGGACCAAGUGUUAUCUGGUGAUAGGUGGACCAAGUGUUAUCUGAUGUUAGGUGGACCAAGUGUUAUUCGCUGAUAGGUGGACCAAGUGUUAUCUGGUGAUAUUUGGACCAAGUGUUAUCUGGUGAUAUUUGGACCAAGUGUUAUAUGGUGAUAGGUGGACCAAGUGUUAUCUGGUGAUAUUUGGACCAAGUGUUAUCCAAUGAUAGGUGGACCAAGUGUUAUCUGGUGACAGGUGGACCAAGUGUUAUCUUGUGAUAGGUGGACCAAGUGUUAUAUGGUGAUAGGUGGACCAAGUCUUAUCCGAUGAUAGGUGGAACAAGUGUUAUCUGGUGAUAUUUGGACCAAGUGUCAUGUAAUGAUAGUUGGAGAUCAAAUACAUAGCUACCAGUAGCUUCUCACUCUCAUUCUAUCAUCUGGAAACUUACAACAAAGUUGUUGUUUUUCUCCAGGAAGGGUUACACUAAUCUCUGCAGAAUUUUGUCUUGGAUGAGUGGUUAUGGAGUAUGGUUACUGGAGUAUGGAUUGUCACUAGUCUCGGAGUAACGGACAAGUUGCCAUGUGCGAAGUCCUGGCUUGUACUUAUAACAUGUGUGUCGCGUGCUGAAAGACAUUGAAGUCACAUUUUUUUAGGUCUUCCAAAUAUGAAUUUGAACAUUGUUUAUGGACUGGUGAUUUGUGGGAUGGGGUGUCGUGAUAAAAUGUUAAAUGUCGCAGGGUGGGGGAGAGGGGGGAAGGUGGGGUUUAACAAAUAUAUGUUAGACGUCUUUACACUAACUCAACCGCCCCCCCCCGGCCCCAAGAGUCUUCUUGCAUGUUACAGAAGGGGGCGAGUGGUGACGAAUGACUCAGAUUAUUCCACUGGAUGGUUUCAAUUAUCUGUAUAGAAAUUUACAUAAAUCAGAGCUCAAGAUAAGCUUUUGGUGUUGUGGGUAUUUUACCCAUGCAUUUUAAAAUCAUUGGGUAUCAGUAAUUCUAUCUGGGUAUUCAAAUUU